Molecule: messenger RNA, 2106 nt
Organism: Linum tenue
Lineage: Eukaryota; Viridiplantae; Streptophyta; Magnoliopsida; Malpighiales; Linaceae
Source: the annotation of a GenBank genome assembly
AUGAGUAGCCGAUCCAGUACAACUCGGCAUUCCGCCAUGAAAGCUCCAGCCAAGCUUGAAAAAGGGAGCUAUUCUAUCAAUGGAACUAACAGUUCAGCCAAAUCCCGCAAAGCUUCCUCGAGCAGAGACAAGAAAAUGGCUCUCCAGCAAGAUGUUGAUAAACUGAAGAAGAAGCUGAGAUUCGAAGAGAAUGUACACAGAGCUCUGGAGAGAGCAUUCAAUAGACCACUCGGAGCUCUGCCUCGCCUACCUCCUUAUCUUCCCCCUGCCACGCUGGAGCUUCUAGCAGAAGUUGCUGUCUUGGAAGAGGAAGUUGUACGAUUAGAAGAACAAGUAGUACAUUUCAGACAGGACUUGUACCAAGAAGCUGUCAACAUUUCCAGUUCCAAGAGGAACCUAAGUUCUUCUGCAGAUUCCUACCCUUCAGUCCCGCCUAAGAUCGAGCAGCAGAAACAGCAGUUGAAAGAGAAGGAAAUGGGUUGUUCUUCUUCCAAUCCAGCAGAGAAAAAGGGGAGGGGUUCGUCAUCUUCAGCUCGCAAUGCUCACACCACGGUCCGAACACCAGUUAAAAGAAGUGCAAUUGAUCAUAAACCGGAGAAGCGUCUCGAUCCUCAGAAGUUAAAGCUGGUGGAUGACAAUCCAAACAAGGUCUCGGAGGACAUUGUGAAGUGCUUGUCAAGCAUUUUCGCGAGGUUGAGCACGACGACGACGAGGAAGAACCACAACAGCAGUGAGAAUGAUCCUUACGGUAUAUGGGCAGAUUGUGGAAGGAGAGAUGUUGGUCAGUACAAGCAUUUGUUUGCUAUUGAAGCUGACACUAUCAAUCCCAACAGAACAUCCAACUCUUUGUUUCUACUCCACAGACUGAAGCUUCUGCUUGGUAAGCUUGGUGCUGUGAAAUUGGAUAAGUUAACCCAUCAGGAGAAACUUGCCUUCUGGAUCAACAUUUACAACUCCUGCAUGAUGAAUGCAUUUCUGCAAUAUGGAAUUCCAGAAAGCCCUGAGAUGGUUGUUGAAGUAAUGAGAGAGGCAACAAUAAAUGUUGGAGGGCACUCUCUAACUGCAAUCACCAUUGAGCACUUCAUUCUCAGAUUGCCUUACCACUCCAAAUAUGCAUUAUCGAAGGGGUCGAAGAACGAUGAGAUGACAGCAAGGAGCAAAUUCGGGUUGGAGUUAUCUGAACCUUUGGUGACAUUUGCUCUAUCUUGUGGAAGUUGGUCUUCUCCAGCUGUGAGAGUGUACACAGCAUUACAAGUCGAGAAUGAGCUCGAGGCGGCGAAGAAAGAGUACUUGCAGGCAGCAAUUGGGAUUUCAGCCAACAAGUUUGCUAUCCCAAAGCUGUUGGAUUGGUAUUUGUUGGACUUUGCAAAAGACUUGGACUCAUUGCUGGACUGGAUUUGCCUGCAGCUACCAAGUGAACUUGGGAAAGAAGCAAUGAAGUCCCUUGACAGAGGUACUAAAACUCAGCCAAGUACACAAAUCAUCGAGGUCAUGCCAUAUGAAUUCAGUUUUAGGUACCUUUUGUACAUACAUUAGUUAAUUUCUUCAGUGGAGUUCCCUAGAAGGCUUGAAGUCUCAGUUUUGUACACAUCAAUAGGGUCAAAUAGAUGCAGAAUUUAAAGCUUGUAUGAUUUUUCAUCUCUGUAAGUAUCCGAGUCAUAAAAGAGUAAGAAAAGAAGUAAAAGAAAAGUUCAAUGCUUUCAAUCUCUCUCUUCUGAAGGGUCUUUGCAGGAUCAUAACAAGGAUAAAAGGGUUUUUUCAGAACAUCCAAAAGGCUCAGACUUUGUAUGGUUUAGGUGCACUUAGUUAGUGAGUAGAGAAUUCACAAAGAUUGGAACUUUGUGUGUUAAAACAGCCUUAAUUUGCAAGCAGACAUUCUCUUGGACACAGAAACCAGAAGGGUUAAGCUGUCGCUGAAGGAAAUGCGGUUUGGUAUUAUUAACGAUUUGGACAAGUGGGUUUGACAGUGUAAAACUACAGCUACUAUGGUCCAAACUCUUUGACUUGCUAUGCAAUUAUUAAAGAACAUUAGGUGAGAGUAACAGAGGGAGAAAAAGCUGAGAGCUGCUGUGUAUGGAAUGUUAAUGAACAGUUCCUGAAUUCCCC